Haliotis rufescens (red abalone) is the source of this 1137-nucleotide messenger RNA. Its product is annotated as vitelline envelope sperm lysin receptor-like. NCBI's taxonomy places the organism in Eukaryota, Metazoa, Mollusca, Gastropoda, Lepetellida, Haliotidae. The transcript has 10 exons. The record is from RefSeq and is a predicted model, not a curated record. The coding region runs from base 72 to 944 and encodes 290 amino acids.
UUGGUAAAUUUCGAAAGCACGAUCUUCACGGAACCACCACCAAAAUCCAACGACAACCACAGCAUCGCGUCAUGGAAGCUUUACGAGGUGUUCUCACACUGACGGUCGUCGCCUUGACCUUGAUUGUGCAGGAAAGCUAUGGUCGACUAGACUACAUAUCCAGUGUGUCGUCCACAUGUCCCGAAAAUGGCGACAACGUUGCCAAUCUUAGCGUGUUGACGGAUCUGGUGGAUGCUCAGCCGUAUGCCGUGUGCCAAGGUCGACGUACAUUCCUGUUCUUCAAAGUCGGCGCCGGGAAAUGGGGACUACGUGGUCACCUUACGGGCGACCCAUUGAAGGUGUGCGUCUUCAAUAGAAAGGAUGACAGUAGAACGUAUGUUCUCCACGUGUACGUCCCUCUCACGGGCGGCAUCAUUAUCAGCGGGGAGGCACCGAAGGUCAUCACCUGCACCUACGACAACUUCGGCGAGCGCGAAAGCCCGAAAUCGACAUUUUCAAACAGCAAGCAGCCACUGGAGGGAAUUCUGUCCAACAAAGGGAAGGAAGCCAAUUCGACAAUUGACAUGUACCUUUCUGAUGUCCAAAACAAGAGACUUGUUGGCAAAAUUCGAAUGGGACGAUAUAUUCAACUACAAGCAGAGCUUCUCGGAAACUAUACCGACGAAGUUGGCCUACAGGCAAUAGGGUGCUAUGUCAAGGGAAGGUUUUCCAAUUACUACGUUCUUAUAGCAGGCUGCGGUGACGGGAUGAUUAUCAAGAAGACCGAUGGCUUUACCACCAAAGGCCGGAGGACCGCAAGCCCUUACUUCAAGGCUUUUAAAUUGGUCGGGACUCAAACAUUGGACUUCCGCUGUACCUUUGUAAUCUGUGCCAAAAAUUGCGAUGGGAGUUCGUGUAACUACGUAGAAGAUCCAUUGAUGGCGAAGAAAGGCGGCACAAAAUGACUCGAACCAGGAACGUUAUCCACCGUUGUUCUUUGACCGACGCCUUCGUGCAAGUUGGAAUAUCAUCUUACGGCUCCUUGUUGCUAACCGUCUGUUCCAUGCUGUCGUUGUUGCAAUCCUUCUUUGUUUGUGUAGUCGCCCACUUGUUAAGCGAACGCAUAGAAAAAAAAUAAAAAAACGUGUGUGGUACAAA